Molecule: messenger RNA, 2128 nt
Organism: Drosophila obscura
Lineage: Eukaryota; Metazoa; Arthropoda; Insecta; Diptera; Drosophilidae
Product: RNA-binding protein 28
Exons: 3
Coding region: 51-2054 (667 amino acids)
Molecular function (GO): RNA binding
Source: RefSeq, a predicted model, not a curated record
GGUAUAUUUUAUCGAUAGUACCAUAACAACAAAUCCCACGUGCGGCGCAAAUGGAGCUAAAAAAAAUGAAACCUCUGAAGGAUGCCACGGAUGAAUCCACACCCACACCGAAGGAAGCAGGCGAGGACAAGUCCAAGAAACGUCGCAAUCCAUUCAACACACAGCGCCUAAAGGAGGAGAAGGAGCGGAGACAGAAGAAGCGCGCUCGUCUCAUUGUCCGGAAUAUCAGCUACAAAUCCACGGAUGCCUCACUGCGGGAAUACUUCUCCCAAUGGGGGACACUGGAGGAUGUACACAUACUAAAGCGAGGCGACGGCAAGCUGGUCGGCUGCGCCUUUGUGCAAUACGAGACCAUAAACCAGGCCACAAAGGCUAUACUGAAAACCAACGGAAAAGAUCUGCAGGGAAGAAAGAUAUUUGUGGACUGGGCGUUGGGCAAAAAUGAGUAUUCGGCCAAGAAUCCCAAGGAUGAGGAGCCGGAGGAGAAGAAGCCAAAGGUGGAGAUUAAAGACGAAAGCGAGGAGGAUGAGCCCAAGGUGGAAGCUAACGAACAAGCAGCCAUUAAUGAUGACAGUGAAGAGGCUGAAGGAGAAUCGGACUCUGACGCAAAUGAUGAUGAGGCAGGCACUGAAGGGUCCGGUGAAGAUGACAACGGCGAUGAUGAUGAUGAUGAAGAUCAAAAGGAAGAAAAGGAUAAACUGGACAUCGAUAGCAUUAAGAAGGAGAAAGUAAUAUCCAACGAUGUCCAACAGGGCUGCACAGUUUUCAUCAAGAAUGUCCCAUUCGAUGCCGAGGACGCGGACCUGCGGAAGGUGUGCCGUAAAUUUGGGCUCGUCAACUAUGCAAUUAUCAAUCGGGAAGCGGUUUCUGGCCACUCCAGGGGCACGGCAUUUGUCAAGUUCAAGGCCAAAGAAUCCGCAGAUCUCUGCCUGCAGGCAGGGACUGAGUUCACGCUGAUGGAUGAGGUGCUGGAUCCGCAUCCAGCUCUCAGCAGAGAUGAAUUGAAGAACAAGCAGUCGCGGGAAAACAAGGAUGAUGACACUGGCAAGGAUUCGAGAAAUUUGUAUCUGGCCAGAGAAGGCCUCAUCAUGUCUGGCUCUAAGGCUGCCGAUGGCGUUACUGCCUCGGACAUGACGAAGCGCCAUGAGCUGGAGCAGAUGAAGACUCAAGUGCUGAAGAACUUGAAUCGAUUCGUUUCGCGGAAUCGUUUGUCCAUACACAAUCUUCCCUAUAACUAUGGCGACGAAAAGCUGAAGCAAAUGGCUCAGACCUACACAGGCUUCCGCCCCCAUGAAUGUCGAGUAAUGCGCGAGCACAAGAUCACGCCCGAGCAUCCACAGGGCAAGUCCAAGGGCUUUGGUUUCAUCUCCUUUGAGACGCAUCAGAGGGCAUUGGCUGCACUGCGUAAGCUGAACAACAAUCCCAACAUCUUUGGCGCCCAACAUCGUCCCAUUGUAGCAUUCAGUAUAGAGGAUCGUGCGGUUCACAAAAUCAAGGAGAAACGCGAUGAGCGCUCCAAACAGAAUAAUCCCACCUAUCAGACCAAACUGCAGCAGAAGAAAGAGCGUCGUCAGCAGCAGCGAAGUGGGCAGCAGCAGACCAAGGAAAAGCCACCACAAGCGGACAACAAGACCAAGCUGCAGAAACACAUCAAGAAACUGGAGGCCACGCGAGCGGCUAAAGCAGAAGGCAAGGAGAAGGAGCAACAGCAGCUCACCGACGCCCAAGACUUUGAGGGGGCGGCCGCCAAACCGGGAACUGCGUUGCGUAUGCGCUCCAAGAAAAAGAUUAUGGAACAAGCCCAGGAGCACAUGAAGCGCGUGAAGACCGAGAAACGCAAGACCAAGAACAAAAAGAUACGUGAAUCCCAUCUGGCGGAGAGAAAGGCCGAUAAUCGGCCCAAGCAGGGACGCAAAAAGGAGAUGGAUGACCUGAAGCCCCUAAUCGAUAAGUAUAAGAAAAUGAUUACUGGCAACCAGGAUGGCGGCGGUGUCAAGGGUAUCUUGGGUGGUAAAAUUAAGAAACCCAAGCGCACAAAGUGGUACGCAGAAUAAGCUUCAUCCUGUCUAGGCUAAGAAUAACGUUAGCAAUAAAACUGUAAAUGAGAAACCCAAUCCAGGUGCCUCCU